Molecule: messenger RNA, 2751 nt
Organism: Guillardia theta CCMP2712
Lineage: Eukaryota; Cryptophyceae; Pyrenomonadales; Geminigeraceae
Exons: 2
Coding region: 1-2751 (916 amino acids)
Molecular function (GO): protein binding
Source: RefSeq, a predicted model, not a curated record
AUGCGGGGGACGAGGACGGGGAUGGUGAGGGUUGAGGGGCUGCUGGAGGAGGGACCAGGAAGAAGAGCCGGGCUGAAGGAAGGAGACCUCAUCGUUGAGGUGGAAGGAAGGAGAACAAGGACGCUCGAUGAACUCGGGGCGGUACUGAGUGAGUUUGGGCAGCAUGGCAAGCUUGUCAUGAUGGUGAAGAAAGACGACGGGUCGAUGGAGGAGGUGGUAGUUGAGAAGGAUGACGCCCUUCCUCUCCCGCGCAUGGAGAAGAGGAGGAGCAUGGAGAGAGUCAGGAGGGCGGAAAGUGGCCCUGUGAAGAGCCCAACGAACAUGGUUGGCUCUGGUGACAAAGCAACCAAGGUCGUGGUUGUGUGCAGACGAGAUCACGUUGGACAGCAACAAAGACAGGACGCUCUGUCUUCUCCUCGGCUCGAGCAGAGCCCGUGCUCCACGAUCCCCCCACGUCCUCGGGAGGGCGAGCGAGGGUUAGCAGACAAGGAGGUAAAGGAGAGGAAGGCCUUGGGCAACCUGAGCAACCUCCCGCCUAGCUCAGCGAGGUCGAAGGCGAGGAGGAGUGCUGAGAAGAAGGAGUGCCGGAGGUCCUCGGUAGUGAACAGCCUGACCAAGAACCCUGACGGAGAAUUCGUGUGCCUGGUGGAGAAUUCAGUAGGGGAUGUGAAUGGGAAGGUAAAAGAAGAUGAGGAGACGAGCUGCAACUAUGACGAGAUCAGUCAAGAGAUCUAUCAGAUGCAGCACCUGCUCUCCCAGAGCUCCAGAGCCAUCGCUGACAUCAAGCAGGGCCUCGGGGCCGCGCCUGAGGACCUUGGGAAGAGGUCGAAGGAGGACUUUGACAUUGUUUGUGAAGCGGUGGAAAAGUACAAAACCCUGCUGGCGGAGUGUAACGGGCGAUAUCAGGAGACAGCUGAGAAGAUGGAGAGAGCUGGAGCCGAGCUAGAGGAGGCGACGAAGAAGUUGGCGAGGAGCGAGGAGGAGAUCAGCGGGUUGAAACAAGCGUUGAAGGAGGAGAGGGAGAGGCUGAGCAAGAGGGAGGAGGAGAUGAAGAAUGUGAGGAGGGAGAAGGAGGAGGAGGUAGGCAGACUGAAGAGGGAGAAGGAGGAAGAGGUGGAGGAGCUGAAGAGGGAGAGGGAGGAAGAGGUGGAGGAGCUGAAGAGGGAGAGGGAGGAAGAGGUGGAGGAGCUGAAGAGGGAGAGGGAGGAAGAGGUGGAGGAGCUGAAGAGGGAGAGAGAGCAGGUGGUGGAGGAGCUGAAGAGGGAGAGAGAGCAGGUGGUGGAGAAGUUGAGGAGAGAGAAGGAGCAGGAGCUCGCGGACCUGACACGUCAGCACGAAGUGCAGGAGGGCCUGAAGAGAGAAAAGGAGCAGGUCGUCGAACAAUGGAGAAGGGAGAAGGAUGAACUGAUGAACGCAUUGAGGAGGAAAGAGGAGGAGAUCGCCGUGCUCAGGAGAGAGAAGGACCAGGAGGCAGAGAAGCUGUGGAGGAAGCAUGAGGAGCUGAACGCGCUGAGGAGGGAGAAGGAGGAGGAGGAGGAUAAGAGGGCGAGAGAAGAACAAGAACAUGAGCAGGUCAGAGCUGAGCUACUCGGGAGAGAGGAGCAGCUGAAGGAGCUGGGGGCCACCUUGGAGGCGAUGGAGAUGGAGAGGCAGCAGGAGCGAAAGUCGGAGGAGGAGCUGAAAAAGUCUAUGGAGGAACUAGAGACAAUGCAGGAGGAGCUGAAGUCUGUGAAGGAGGAGCUGAAAUCCAAGGAGGAGGAGCUGAAGGAGGCGAAGGAAGAGCUGGAGGAGGCGAAGGAAGAGCUGGGGGCGAGGAGAAAGGAGAAGAAAGACUUUGAGGAGAAGCUGGAGCAGCUGAAGAAGGAGAUGGAGGAGAUGCAGAGGAAGGAAGAGCAAGCGCGAGCCGAGCAGACGAAUCAGGCGAAGGAGGAGGCUGGGGAUGAGGAGGCUCGGGGCCAGGCGCGGAAGGAGGGGGGCAUAAGGAGCAUGGAGAAGGAAGUGAAGAGACUGCGAGCUGUGCUGGAAGCAAACUCACUUGCAGCAGCGAGGAGAGAAGAGGUCAUUUCUACCCUCAAGUACGAGAACAAAGUUCUUCACGAGCAGAUAGCGAAGCUGGCGACAGAAUCAGAAGCUCCGAGCCCUGCUGUACACCAUCGCUCUCCUCCUCCUCCUUCCCCUUCCCCCUUGUCCCCCUGCCCCUUGCUCCCUCCUCAGGCAGAGGUGAACAAGGAGAAGGAGGAGGAGCUCUCGCUGCUCCGACGGCGGCUGGGCGCCCUCGAGAAGGACCUGGAGGACGCGCGCAAGUACUCGGCCGAACUGAUUCUUGCAACCUCCUCCUCGCAACCAGAGGUCAAACAGACGUCAACCAAGGUGGAGCAGGAGCAGGAGCAGGAGCAGGAGCAGGAGCAGGAAGGAGGAGAGGCGUCCAGAGAGAAGCUUGCGAGGCUGUCAAGAGUGGCGGAGCUGGCGGUGGAGGCAGCGGCCAAGAGAGAUGAGAAGUUGAGGGAGGAGAGGAGGAGAGUUGAAGAGCUCGAGAGAAAGUGCAGAAGGUUGGAGGACAGAGCGAGGGAAGGCGGGGAGGAACGGGAGAUUUACUUGCCUGUGGAGAGGAGGAAGGGAAUGAUGGUGAUAAGACAAGGGACAUUGGACGCUGCUGGUGGGAAGGGAGAGGAAAAGAUCGAAAACGAGAAGGAGGCAAAGAAGCAAGAAACCUGUCAACAGUUGAAGAGAGAGUUUGAAUGGUUUGUGUGA